AUGAUUAUUGGGCCACCAAGACCACAUUAUGAGAACAGAAUAUAUAGCCUGAAAGUCGAAUGUGGACCUAAAUACCCAGAAACGCCUCUAUCAGUUAGAUUUGUAACAAAAAUUAAUAUGAGUGGGAUAAAUAAUUCCAGUGGAAUGGUCGAUGCACGGAGCAUACCAGUAUUAGCAAAAUGGCAAAAUUCAUGCAGCAUUAAAGUUGUACUUCAAGAGCUAAGACGUCUAAUGUUGUCCAAAGAGAGUAUGAAGCUUCGACAGCAACCAGAAGGAUAA
Oryctolagus cuniculus (rabbit) is the source of this 279-nucleotide messenger RNA. The record is from RefSeq and is a predicted model, not a curated record. NCBI's taxonomy places the organism in Eukaryota, Metazoa, Chordata, Mammalia, Lagomorpha, Leporidae.